UCGCCCCUUUUCCCUAGCAGAACAGGGUUUUCUCUCCGAGCGCGCCGCAUUUCUUGGACUUUGAGUCAAAUAGUCAAUUAAUCGAAAUUCUUUUCGCGUUUUUACUUCGGUUUAUUUACCUUUUUGCUCCUUGAUCUGUUUCUGUUUCUGCUUUUUAAAGUCAGAUCCGGUCUACUAGUAGGCCCAUUCAUUCAUUCAUUCAAAAUUUCAGUCUUUGUAAAUAUAUAUAUAUAAAAAACCUCAGUCUUCUCAAGGAUAGCUGAUUUUUGUAAAGAAAUCGUCUGGACGUUUUUUCUUCUUACUGAAAGGAUUUUUCAGGCAUCCUAAGACAUCUUCAAAAGCUUUAAAAUGCCCGAGAUGAGAGAUUUCAACAAUGCUCCAGAAGAUGACAGCAGCAGCUCAAACAGCAGUGAAUACCCAUGCCCAAAGAAGGUGCCACUGGAUGGCCAAUACCCCGAUUUUGACGCAGAGUGCCAAAACUUCCUCCCUGAACACACGGGCAAGAAGAAGUAUGCUACUGAAUCUCAGGGUAGUGCCUCCUUUGGCAUGUCCGUCUUCAACCUGGGCAACGCCAUCAUGGGCAGUGGCAUCCUGGGUCUGUCCUUUGCCAUGGCCAACACUGGCAUCGCCCUGUUUGUGAUUCUCCUCGCGUCUGUCGCCAUCUUCUCCUUGUAUUCUGUGCACUUGUUGCUGAAGACGGCCAAUGAAGGGGGCGCACUGGUGUACGAGCAGUUGGGUUACAAAGCCUUCGGGACACCGGGGAAACUCGCAGCCUCCCUCUCCAUCACCAUGCAAAACAUUGGAGCCAUGUCAAGCUACCUCUACAUUGUGAAAUACGAGCUGCCCACCGUUAUAAAAGCUUUCACAGGAGCCAACGACGAUCAGUGGUACGUCAACGGUGACUACCUGGUGUUGCUGGUUAGUGUUGGCAUUAUCCUGCCCCUGUCGCUGCUAAAGAACUUAGGUUACCUUGGUUACACAAGUGGUCUGUCACUGCUGUGCAUGGUCUUUUUCCUGAUCGUGGUGAUCAUCAAAAAGUUCGAGAUCCCAUGUCCUCUCCCUGAGAUUCACGACCACAACUUGACUCAUUCGUUGAACAUCUCACACAGCUCACACAGCGACAAUACUUCUGACGAGGACACCUGCAAGCCAAAAUACUUUGUCGUCAACUCACAGACUGUUUAUGCUGUCCCUAUUAUUACCUUCGCCUUUGUGUGCCACCCCGCCAUCCUGCCCAUGUACGACGAGCUCAAAGACCGUUCCCGCAGGAAGAUGCAGAAUGUCGCCAAUGUUUCUUUCCUGGCUAUGUUCAUCAUGUACCUGCUGGCUGCCCUUUUCGGAUACCUGACUUUUAACCAGCACGUGGGAGAUGAGCUGCUGCAUACCUACACCAGGGUCUACAAGUUUGAUGUGCUCCUGUUGAUUGUCCGUCUGGCUGUGCUGACCGCUGUCACCCUUACUGUCCCUGUUGUCCUCUUCCCUAUUCGUACCACUGUCAACCACCUCCUGUGCCCUUCUAAGGGAUUCAGCUGGGUUCGCCACACUGCCAUCACUGUGUUCUUGCUGGCUGGCACAAAUGCCAUGGUUAUUUUCGUUCCCACCAUCAGGGACAUCUUUGGCUUUAUAGGCGCUUCUGCUGCUGCCAUGCUCAUCUUCAUCCUGCCUUCAGCUUUCUACAUCAGACUGGUCAAGAAAGAGUCCAUGAAGUCAAGGCAAAAGAUCGGGGCAUUAGUCUUCCUCAUUCUCGGUAUUGUGGUCAUGUUUGGCAGCAUGACCCUCAUCAUCCUGGACUGGAUCAAGAACGCCACAAGCGACAGUGGACACUAAACCUCCAGCUUUCCUGCUGUGUGCUGCUGGCUCUUCAACAUCGUUGUAACCAACAUCAAACCUAUUGUAAACAAAGAAAUACACAAGAACUCACUUCAUGCUCAGCAUUGACUCGCUGAGCGACAGACCAUGCCAUUCCAAGAGAAUGUAUCUGAACUUUGUACAGUAUGCUGUGAUAGACCACAACGUCGGCGUUUUACUUUUUUUUUUUUUGUUUGUUUGUUCCUCUUUUUAUUCCAACUUUUUUCAUUGUCAUUUUGGCUCAUUUUUAUUCUUCAUGUUUUGAUCGUUUGAGGUAUGGGGCUUUGUUUUGCUUUUAUUUUUGAAUAGUUACUAAAGGUACAGCUGAAAACUAAAUUCUUUUAACGUGCCUCACGCCAGAGAAGAAAUAGUUAUAGAGUUCAAAAUAGAGCUUACGCUCAGGUACGCUGCAACUGUGUCCUCUGAGCUCGGCAACAAUAGAUCCUGCUGACAAAACAAAAGAAAAACCUUGUGAAUUUUCCAAAUCCUGACAAGUGGGAACAGACUUAAAAGUUUAACCUUCUUAGUUAUGUUCCUUACAACAGUUUUUUUUUUUUUUAACUUUACCAAAACUGUGUUUGUAAAGCAUAAUUAUAUAGUGAAAAGCACUUAAAAUCAGCACACUUGUCAGUUUUCACAGGCAAGGCCUAACACAGCCUAUUUCAGUAUUUGUCUCUGCAACCUCGCUAACAGUGUCAGCUUUCCUUGUAAAACUGUCCGUCACUCAACAGAACCUGCCCUUUCAGACCCAGCACUGGGCGCUACAGAGGUUCUUGCGUGAGGUCUCUCCUGAAACUGUAUUUAGUCUUUAUAACCUGCUGAAGGUCUGCGCAGCGACGACACUACUGCUUUGAGAAGGCCUGCGAGCCUCCCGGUUCCACUUCCCCCACUCAGGGGUUGUGGGAAACUUGAAAUUUUUUCUUUAUGGGAGAAUACUUUGAAUUUUGACCACAUGCCGUGGUUAUAAUAUACCUGUUAAACUUGCAAAAAGAAAAACCUAAGAAACAACUAAAAACAGGUUGCGCUCUUGAACACCUUCAACCAAACAAUAACGAACAAGAGAGUUCGGCGCGGAUUCCUUCCCACCGAGCGGAGAGCCUGUCGUAGAUGGCACACUGCUUCCAACAUUCACAGGUCACUGAAAUGUUGUCAUCUAUUUAUGGAAGACCGUGAAAUCAAUGUAAUUUAAAAUAUUUUACUAUAUUUAUAUUAUAUUGUACGUGUACAUGUAUAUGUGUAUAUAUAUAUAUAUAUAUCUAUUGAGUUCACCUGUAAAUAUGCUUUUUUUUUUUGUACAAUGUUGUAUUGGAGCUGUAAAACAAAACAAAUCCCAAGGUGGUUAAUACCGAAUUUGUUUCAGUGCAUCGGAGCUUCAGCGGUUCAUCUCCGUUAAGACUGACUGAAAUGUGUGAAAGCCCUGUUGUUGAGUGGUAUCAGUCUUCUUUUCCUUUUUGGCCCCUGAACACAAACACAGCAAAAUGUUGUUUCUGCACAUCUCCGCUUGAGAGUACAUCAACCAUCUCUUGACCUCAGGAGCAAAGAGGGCUUUGCCCACCAGUGUUACACUGUUGUUUCAAUGAAACACUAUGUAUAUCCUGUAAUUAUUGUCCAAAUAAAUCAAAGACAAAUGGUAACUUGA
Oreochromis aureus is the source of this 3487-nucleotide messenger RNA. It is a transcript of the gene slc38a2, whose product is annotated as solute carrier family 38 member 2. The record is from RefSeq and is a predicted model, not a curated record. Gene Ontology annotation, molecular function: L-glutamine transmembrane transporter activity. Gene Ontology annotation, biological process: amino acid transmembrane transport; L-glutamine transport. Bases 349 to 1827 code for a protein of 492 amino acids. Lineage: Eukaryota; Metazoa; Chordata; Actinopteri; Cichliformes; Cichlidae. The transcript has 16 exons.